AUGUCGUUGGCCAAGUCUGUCUACAACACCGUCUUCAAGCGUAACUCGGUUUACGUCGGCUCCAUCUUCUUCGGCGCCUUUGCCUUCGGUAUUGGCUUCGACCUUGCCACCACAAAAUGGUGGGAUGCGCAUAACAAGGGCAAGCAGUGGAAGGACAUCCGAGGAAAGUACCUCGAGGACUCGGAAUAA
Messenger RNA from Kalmanozyma brasiliensis GHG001, 189 nucleotides. Its product is annotated as Cytochrome b-c1 complex subunit 9. The record is from RefSeq and is a predicted model, not a curated record. Gene Ontology annotation, biological process: mitochondrial electron transport, ubiquinol to cytochrome c. Lineage: Eukaryota; Fungi; Basidiomycota; Ustilaginomycetes; Ustilaginales. The coding region runs from base 1 to 189 and encodes 62 amino acids. The transcript is spliced from 3 exons.